This is a messenger RNA of Talaromyces stipitatus ATCC 10500, 1958 nucleotides long. RefSeq names its product DUF580 domain protein Pns1, putative. Gene Ontology annotation, cellular component: plasma membrane. Gene Ontology annotation, biological process: transmembrane transport. Gene Ontology annotation, molecular function: transmembrane transporter activity. NCBI's taxonomy places the organism in Eukaryota, Fungi, Ascomycota, Eurotiomycetes, Eurotiales, Trichocomaceae. The transcript is spliced from 2 exons. Bases 178 to 1758 code for a protein of 526 amino acids. The record is from RefSeq and is a predicted model, not a curated record.
UCGGCAAAGAUGAUUGGCUGAUCUCGUUGCUAUCCUAAACAGCCAAGCGCUUGUACAACUCGCGCAUUCCAUUUUUCCUUCCUUGCUUUAUUUUCCUCUAAUUCUUUACUUCUCCUUCUCUUUACUUCUUAUUCCUCAGAUGGAUCAUAUCUAGUAUAUACCAGCUGAUCUCUCGACAUGAGCGGACAGGCGGCCAGCUAUUACCAGCAAGACCAGGUGCAACCUGCUCCUAAAGGACAAUAUAGCCACAAUCAAUCAUACAAUAAUUACAAUGGCAGGGAAGAGUACAAAAAUCCCGACUACCAGCGAGGUUUUCCGCCGCAGCAACCUCCACAACCAUAUCCAGACAAUCCACCGUCCUACGACGAGCUGUUCAAGAUUGAGAAACCCAAGUUCCAUGACAUCUGGGCGGGUCUAUUGUUCAUCGCCGUUUUCCUAGGCUACGUUGCCGUCUCGGGUAUUGCUAUCCACGAGUAUGCGAAGACUACAGGCUUCAACGGUGGAGGCAUCUAUGGCAGCAGCAACACUUUUUCACUUGAUACAAACACGCUGAUUCUAUUCAUUUUUGUGCUUUGCGUCGCACUCGCCUUAUCAUGGGCAUACUUUCUCGGCGCGCGUUACUUUACAAAGCAAUUCAUCUGGAUCACUGGUAUACUCAACUGUGUUUUCGCUAUUGGCACAGCCAUCUACUAUCUUUAUAGAAAACAAUGGGGCGCAGGCAUUGUGUUCCUCAUUUUUGGCAUCUUUGCUGUGAUCUGUUUCAUUAGCUGGAUCCCGCGCAUCCCAUUUAGUGUGGUAAUGCUGCAAACUGCCAUUGACGUGUCGCGUAACUACGGACAUGUGUUUAUCGUCAGUGCAGUCGGUGGGUUUGUGGCGAUCGCACUUUCGGCAUGGUUUUCGGUCACCUUGGUUUCGAUCUACGUUGCGUAUGAACCCAAUGGUAACGGAACGAAUCCUUCGUGUGGCCCAGGCGGCUGUAGUACUGCCAAAGUUAUUGGUCUCGUUGUUUUUGUCACUUUCGCCAUGUACUGGGUCAGUGAAUGGCUGAAGAAUACAAUUCAUACCACAAUUGCCGGGGUCUAUGGCUCAUGGUAUUUUGGAGCGGGUUCCCCUCCCAAAGGAGCGACACGGGGCGCUUUCAAGCGUGCCACCACUUACUCAUUCGGUAGCAUCAGCCUUGGAAGUCUGCUGAUUGCGCUCGUCAACAUGAUGCGACAAGCCUGUUCUAUUGCGCAGCAACAGGAAGCAGCACAGGGUAGUAUGCUUGGUAGCAUCGCUUUCUGGAUUCUCGGAUGCUUUAUUGCUUUCCUCGACUGGCUCGUGCAAUUCUUCAAUCGCUAUGCAUUCUGCCAUAUUGCACUUUACGGAAAGGCAUACGUUCCAGCAGCGAAGGAUACAUGGACGAUGAUCAAAGAUCGCGGCAUCGAUGCGCUUAUUAAUGAUUGUCUGAUCGGACCAGUUUUGAGUAUGGGCUCUGUUUUCGUCUCAUAUGUCUGUGCCUUACUGGCGUAUUUGUAUCUUGAAUUCACCCAUCCCAGUUACAACUCUACCGGCACGUUCACCGCAGUCAUCAUGGCGUAUGCCUUCGUUAUCGGGCUUCAGAUCUGUCAAAUUUUCUUGACUCCAAUUGGCAGCGGUGUCGAUACAAUCUUUGUGGCCAUGGCGUGGAACCCAGAGAUUUUGAUGCGCGAUCAUCCAGACGUUUAUCACGAAAUUGUACGACGAUAUCCGCGUGUUCAGCAAAUGAUCCAUGCUUGAUCUUCACAGCGCAUACGAUGAAGUGGUGUUGUUAUGACUAUUGUUUAUUUGAUACCCUUCUUACCAAGACUCAUGUCCAAUGAGUCCCGUUAAUACUGUUUAUGUUGGUCGUUUGAGCAGUCUCGACCUGUGCGAGAUAUCUCAAGCUUGGACGAUAGCUGUACUUAGGACUCAAAUAGGAACUCAUAUUCUUCUUUCCC